GGCACAUGGGGCACCUGCUGCCCAAGACCCCUUAUCUGGAGUGGCUGCAUCCAGGUGUCAUGAUGCUGAGAGCCUGGGGAGCGCUCCGUGCCCAGGCUGGGCACUCAGCCUUGGGCUGGCAGGCUCUGAGCUUCGAUGGUGGUGUUUUCCGCCUCAAGGGCACUGGAGAGCUGGUGCGGGCACUGCUGGUGCUGCGGCUGUGUUCCUGGCCACCUCUGAUCACCCACGGCCUGGCGCUUCAGGCCUGGGCCCAGCGGCUCUUAGGUGUGCGGCUCUCUGGUGCAGUGCUCCGGGCAUCUGUCUAUGGGCAGUUCGUGGCCGGUGAGACAGCCCAGGAGGUGAGGGGCUGUGUCCAGCAGCUGCAGGGCCUAGGCCUGCGGCCCCUGCUGGCUGUGCCCACUGAGGAGGAGCCAGACUCGGCGGGCAAGACUGGGGAGGCCUGGUAUGAGGGCAACCUCAGAGCUAUGCUGCAGUGUGUGGACCUCUCCCGAGACCUCCUGGAGCCCCCCGGUCUGGCAGGGAAUGUCCUCAUGCAGCUGAAGGUGACGGCGCUGACCAGCCCCAGGCUCUGUAAGGAGCUAACUUCAUGGAUCAGACGACCGGGGGCUUCCUUGGAGCUGAGCCCUGAGAGGCUGGCCGAAGCCAUGGACUCCGGGCAGGAGCUCCAGCUGUCCUGUCUCAAUGAUGAGCAAAACCGGCACCUCCAGGCCUCUCUAAGCCGCUUGCACCGGGUGGCCCAGCAUGCCCGGCUGCGGCAGGUGCAGCUGCUGGUGGAUGCUGAGUACACCUUCCUGAACCCUGCGCUCUGUCUGCUGGUCGACAGCCUGGCCACACGCUGGAAUGGCCCAGGGGAAGGCGGGCCCUGGGUGUGGAACACCUACCAGGCCUAUCUGAAGGAUACACAUGAGCGGCUGAGGCAGGCAGCGGAGGCUGCAGACAGGGCUGGCCUGACCUUCGGAGUGAAGUUGGUGCGGGGGGCCUAUAUGGACAAGGAGAAAGAGGUGGCCCGGCUCCAGGGGACUGAAGAUCCCACACAACCAGACUACUUGGCCACCUGCCAGAAUUACAACCGCUGUCUGGAGCUGAUGCUGACCUACGUGGCCCAACGUGGCCCCAAGUGCCAACUCAUGGUGGCAUCCCAUAAUGAAGAGUCUGUUCACCAGGCCACUAAGCGCAUGCGGGAGCUGGGCAUUCCUCUGGACGGGCCUGUCUGCUUUGGACAACUUCUGGGGAUGUGUGACCACGUCUCCCUGGCACUGGGGCAGGCCGGCUAUGCUGUGUACAAGUCCAUUCCCUACGGCUCCCUGGAGGAGGUGAUCCCCUACCUGAUCAGGAGGGCCCAGGAGAACCGGAGUGUGCUGCACGGUGCCCGCAGGGAACGAGAGCUGCUCAGUCAAGAACUUCGACGGAGGCUGCUGAGGAAAAUCUGAGGUUACCCCACUGCACUCCCCAGGAGCCAAGUGGUCAAUAAAGGUCCUGAGCUACUUAC
Messenger RNA from Erinaceus europaeus (western European hedgehog), 1489 nucleotides. It is a transcript of the gene PRODH2, whose product is annotated as proline dehydrogenase 2. Gene Ontology annotation, cellular component: mitochondrion. Bases 6 to 1430 code for a protein of 474 amino acids. Lineage: Eukaryota; Metazoa; Chordata; Mammalia; Eulipotyphla; Erinaceidae. Gene Ontology annotation, molecular function: FAD binding; proline dehydrogenase activity. The transcript has 10 exons. The record is from RefSeq and is a predicted model, not a curated record.